AACCAAACCCAAACCCAAACCCAAACCUGGCCCGAUCUGUUUGAGACUCGUAAUGAUCCCAAUUCCCAUUAUAAGUUUCCUUUACAGUUUUAGUUUCCUACUCCUUUAGUGAGUUACUGAGUACCGAGUGAUUCUUUCUAAAAAAAAGCUAAGAAAAUUUCUCCUCUUGAAGAAAACAAUGCCCAAUUCCAAAUGUCGAAGUAUACCCAGAUCCUCUAUUGUAAAAACAGCAGUUUUAUACAGUGCAGCAAUUUUGGUUUUUCUAAUGAACACAACACAAGGAAGAAGAGAAGAUGAUACAAAAAUGGCAACAAUUUCAUACAGAGCAGUAAACUGCAGAAAACACAGUGCAAUUUUGACUGAAUUUGGGGCCAAAGGAGAUGGAAACACAUUGAAUACAAAGGCAUUUAAGUCCGCCAUUAAACACCUGUCAAAAGUUGCCUCUGAUGGUGGGGCCCAACUUAUAAUUCCUCCUGGAAAAUGGUUAACUGGUAGUUUUUCGCUCAUUAGUCACUUCACUCUUUUUCUUCAGAAAGAUGCUGUUCUUCUUGCUUCUCAGGAUUUGAAAGACUGGCCGGUUCUUCCACCAUUGCCAUCUUAUGGUAAAGGAAGAGAUGCCCCUGCUGGACGUUACCAAAGUCUCAUCUUUGGAACCAACCUUACUGAUGUUGUUAUUACAGGUGCAAAUGGGACAAUUGAUGGGCAAGGUGAAGUAUGGUGGAAGAGAUAUAGGAGUAAUGAGCUAAGUGAGACAAGGCCUUACAUGAUAGAGCUCAUGUUCUCUAACAAAGUCCAAAUCUCUGAUAUCACUUUGCUCAAUUCCCCUAAUUGGAAUGUCCACCCUGUUUAUUGCAGAGAUGUGAUAAUUCGAGGAUUAACUAUUCUUGCACCUACUCAUUCUGCUAACACGGAUGGUAUUGAUCCAGAUUCUUGCACAAAUGUUAGAAUAGAGAACAACUACAUAGUCUCCGGGGAUGACUGCAUAGCAAUCAAGAGUGGGUGGGAUGAGUAUGGAAUCCGCUUCAACAUGCCAACACAAAACGUAAUCAUUCGCCACCUUACAUGUAUCUCUCCAACGAGUGCCACCAUCGCGCUAGGGAGCGAGAUGUCGGGUGGGAUCCGCAAUGUACGGGCCGAGCACAUAACUGCCAUCGACACAGAGUCAGCAGUCCGAAUCAAGAGCUCCCCAGGUAGGGGUGCCUAUGUCAAAGACAUCUUUGUAAGGAAAAUGAAAAUGAGGACAAUGAAAUAUGUUUUCUGGAUGACCGGCUAUUAUAGGUCAGACCCUGAUCCGUUCUUCAACCCACAAGCCCUACCGGACAUCGAGAAUAUUAACUAUAGAGACAUGAUAGCAGAAAAUGUGACCAUGCCAGGGUAUUUGGAGGGGAUAAAGGGGGAUGCUUUUAAGGGGAUCUGCAUGUCGAAUAUUACAAUUGGAUUGGCCGAAAACCCUAAGGAAAUGUUGUGGAACUGUACAAAUAUUGAAGGUGUUACGAGUCGGGUCAAGCCUCGGGCUUGUGGGCUGCUAAAGGAGCAUAAAAAUGUUGAAUGCCCUUUCCCUAAGGAUAGGUUGCCCAUUGAAAAGGUGAAGUUCAAGAAUUGCUUAGUUCAUGCUAUUGUAGCAUAAGAUAUAUGUAAGUUGGCUUACUUUGGUUGAUUGUCUUGUUUACCUAGUUUUCAUUUAUGAAUGUAAUGCCUAAAUAUGUGAUGUUAGUCGAGCUCCAACUUGAUUUAAUGAGGAACUUAGCUUUGCAUGAGUGCCUAAUUUUAGGCUUUAAAAGUGAAUUCAUCUAAUAAACUUCUUUUUAGUUUGGUACC
Messenger RNA from Amaranthus tricolor (Joseph's coat), 1818 nucleotides. RefSeq names its product probable polygalacturonase. NCBI's taxonomy places the organism in Eukaryota, Viridiplantae, Streptophyta, Magnoliopsida, Caryophyllales, Amaranthaceae. Gene Ontology annotation, molecular function: polygalacturonase activity. The transcript has 6 exons. The record is from RefSeq and is a predicted model, not a curated record. Bases 179 to 1627 code for a protein of 482 amino acids. Gene Ontology annotation, biological process: carbohydrate metabolic process.